GCCUGCGUGCGGUGAUGUCUUCCCACCGUUGUGUGGUGUUGAGGUCCCGUCUGCGUACGGGUUGCAUUAAUAAUUGUAUUCAGAUACCUCUUGUGACUUGUAACUUCAAAAAAAAAACACCGUGUUAUUUAGAUUUAUUAAUUUUAUAAAUUACAUAAAAAUUAUAGUUCAAGUUAGUCUUUUUAUUACUAUUUGAAGUUAAAGUAAAAAUGAACAAAUCGAAUUUUGAUUUUUAUGUAACAAUAUAAUAUAUGAUGUAUUAGUUAAAAAUAUUAAUGAAUAAAAUAAAAUAACACUUAUAUGAUGUGAAUAUCGCUCACGUUUGGCCUAUAUUAUAGUUAUAUAUAUAAUUUUUUUUAUAUACAUUUAUUUUAAUUCUAAUAUCUCAUAAACUAGUAUUAAGAUUAUUAAUUUAUAAAUUACAUAAAAAAAUAAAGUUCAAUUUGUUAUUUUUAUUAGCUAUUUGAAGUUAAAGGGAAAGUGAAUAACGAGCUCUGACUUUUAUGUAAUUUAUAAAAUUAAUAGUCUCAAUAACCUCAUUAAAAAAAAUCUCAAGAACCAUUUUCUAGAUAUUAGAAUUAAAAUAAACAUACUCAUUUAAGGGGCACUAUAUGUUAAGAUAUGUAGCAUAUCAUUUAUCUGCGUAUAUAAUUAUAUUUUGAUUUAAUAAUUUUAUGUUCGCAGGUAAUAUUCCAGAAGAGAUUGGGCGGCUUAUUAAUUUACAAACUUUGGACAUGAGUUCUAACAAGUUCAAUGGCUCUUUACCUUCAUCUUUUUUUGGCAUGCCAUCCUUACAAUAUGUUGACCUUGCUUCCAAUGAUCUAAGUGGAUCAUUAUCAAGAGAUAUUGGAAACAUGACAUCCCUUCGCAGAAUAGGACUUGAAUUCAACAGCUUAACUGGUGAUAUUCCAAAAGAGAUUGGAGGUAUCGCAAAUUUCGAGCGAUUGAGCAUGUGUUGCAAUAAACUUAGUGGAUCAGUUCCAAGAGAAAUUGGGAACUUGACAGCCAUGAUUGGCAUUUAUCUUCACAACAAUGCUUUAAGUGGUCCGAUUCCAAAAGAAAUCGGUCGUCUUGUCAAUUUAGUGGAGCUGCAGUUGGAAGCAAACCAUCUUAUCAAUGGAUCGUUACCAAAAGAAUUUGGGAACAUAACAGCCCUCACCUACUUAUUGCUCAACGACAAUAGUUUGAGCGGUAACAUUCCAAAAGAAUUAUUCCUUCUUAAAAAUUUAUGGCAAAUGAACAUCGGAAGCAACCAACUCAGUGGAUCAUUGCCGGGAGAAAUUGGUAACACAACCAUUGAAGAUUUGUGGCUUCACUUCAAUAAUUUAAGCGGUCCAAUACCUUCCACCUUUGUGAAUCAAUCAGGGAUUGGGAAUCUAGCACUACAAUCCAACAACUUAAGUGGAGAGAUUCCUUCAUCCAUUUGCAACUUGAAAUCCCUCAGAAUCCUCUAUCUAUCAAACAACAAUUUGGAAGGAUCCCUCCCAAAUUGUUUGGGAAAGUUGAGCACUUCUUUGACAAUCCUUCAUUUGAAUGCAAACAAAAUCACUGGCCUCAUCCCACCCACAAUAUUUACCAAGGGAUGCACCCUCCAAUUCCUCACCCUAAAAGGUAACAAAAUGGAAGGCACAUUACCUCAAACCCUACUCAAUUGCCAACCCUUGCAAGUUGUUGACAUUGGUGAUAAUGAAAUACGGGGCGCGUUUCCAUUUUGGAUGGAAACGCUCCCCGAGCUCCGGGUCCUCGUCUUGAGGUCUAAUAGGUUCAAUGGUACGACGUUGAAUGCUUCAGAGACGACGGAGCAUCCGUUUCCUAAGUUGCAAGUUUUAGAUAUAUCUUAUAACGCUUUUUAUGGCUCAUUACCUGAUAGAUAUUUCAAAAAUUUUCAAGGGAUGGUUGAUGCUAAGGAAAAUAAGACGAAUGAUAGAGUAUUUAUAGAGCUGACUCUCACGUUAAAGGGUUUGGAAUUGCCACUGCAGAGAUUGUUGACCACCUUUACAACUAUUGACUUAUCCUCGAAUAGAUUCUCUGGGAAUAUUCCGCCUUCUUUAGGGAAUCUUAAUUCUCUUAGAUACUUGAAUUUGUCUCAUAAUAGUGUCACGGGGCAUAUACCUUCGUCUCUUGGAAAUAUGAGCGUUCUUGAAUCGUUGGACUUGUCAUCUAAUAGACUGGACGGAGAGAUUCCGAGUGAGUUGACCAGAUUGACAUUUCUUGCGAAAUUAAACCUUUCAAUGAAUAAUCUUUCGGGCCAGAUUCCACAAUCUACUCAGUUAUCCACAUUUGACAACGACUCGUAUGUGGGGAACGUAGGACUGUGUGGACUUCCGUUGACGAAGUUAUGUGAAAGGAUUGAUGAAAAACCACAAGAAGAUGAUGAUGAAGAUGAGUCUAGUUUUAUAAGUGGAUUUGGGUGGCAAGCAGUUGUUUUGGGGUAUGGAUGUGGGUUUAUAAUUGGAGUUUUUUGGGGUUAUCUAAUUAUUCGCUAUGAAAGGCCAACAUGGUUGGUGAAACUAUUUUUUGAUGGAGGCAAUAGAGGUAGUGUGUGACAUAACAUAAAUAUUAGUAUUUGUUAAUUGGUAUGUAUAUAAUAGAGUUUUGAUUACUUUGUUAGAUAGUAUGCCAUGUUUGUGCUGCUUAUAAUUUGUAGUAUAUGAAUGUAAAGAAGGACUUAUGCAUUAAUUUAAUUUUAGACCUGAUCCUUACCAGGUGAUUUUGAUCU
Molecule: messenger RNA, 2719 nt
Organism: Salvia miltiorrhiza (redroot sage)
Lineage: Eukaryota; Viridiplantae; Streptophyta; Magnoliopsida; Lamiales; Lamiaceae
Product: receptor-like protein 9DC3
Exons: 5
Coding region: 675-2546 (623 amino acids)
Molecular function (GO): protein binding
Source: RefSeq, a predicted model, not a curated record